Molecule: messenger RNA, 3191 nt
Organism: Micropterus dolomieu (smallmouth bass)
Lineage: Eukaryota; Metazoa; Chordata; Actinopteri; Centrarchiformes; Centrarchidae
Exons: 5
Coding region: 20-418 (132 amino acids)
Source: RefSeq, a predicted model, not a curated record
UUCAUUCACAGCUCAGUCGAUGAGGACGUCUCUUUGUCUCCAGACCAGGAUCAUGUCCUCGUCCUCUCUCCUGUGCGUCCGUGUGAGCGCCGCCUCCCUGAUCCUCCUGCUGACCGCCGUGUCUGAUGCUCAGUAUUACGACUUCACGCCGCCUCCAGACUACGACUCGGACUACAACGCCACCUUCGACUACAGCUUCUUCAGUAACGCCAGCAGCGAGGACCUGGACCAGUUCAGUAAACCGUUCAUUGACCCGGAGGAGGAGGAAGAGGAAGUGACUGUUACUACCCAAAGAGCCACAGAGCAGGACACGACCGAUGUUCACGGCAACGCCGCACCACUUCCUGUUUCUCUGGAAAUCAGGACGCUGGUCUGGACUCUGGGGAUCCUGGUCAGCCUGCUGCAGCACACACUAUGAGGCCGACACACUCAGCAGCUGUUCCUGGAUCAGUUCGAUCCUGCAGAAACCAGCGUGGGUCGCCUGGUCUGAGGUGGGCGGGGUCGCCGUCACCUCUGUGACCUUUGACCUCUGCAGUGUGAGACGCCUCCAGAAAACGGCAGCGGAGCCACGGCUUCCCUCGGCGUGGGGUCACAGGUGGACCUCAGCCAAUCACAACGCUCACUGAACUUUAUCACACCGGGAAUUUCUGUUCACUUUUUCACUUUUUUUAAUUUGAAUGUGUGCGAGACCAGCGGGCGCAGCGUCGUCUCUUCAGUAUGAACUGUGGUGGGUAAUCUGUGCACGUACGGAAGCUCAUUAAUGACAAAACUGCUGAGUGAGAGCGAAGGAAAACAAAUCUGAACAAGUGGAGAAAGAAACAAAAUGUGAGGGUUAAACUUUCUUCUGGGAACUGACCUGAAAUCUGUUUUUCUCUUUAAUGCUUUUGUGGGUCUGUUUCCUCUCGGCCUGAACUCAGACGAGGAGGCUUCAAACUGAACCAACAGAACACGAGUUUUCUGACCUGCAGGUUCAGGUUUGGUUUCAGGAAAGAUGGUUAAAGGAAGCCAAAGUCGACUGUUGGCAGGAGUUGCGAUGCGAAUGCUGGAUACUUUGUUGAUCCAUCCCUCAAAAAAAACCACGACGACGUCUGAACGUGUGACGGGAAACAAAACAUAACGACGUGUUUUUGCUUUUCUCUGCUACCGUAAAACUCCGAUUAAUAGCCGAGCUUGACCAGGCCAAUAUUUAAAACUGAAACAGGAUGCUAUGAAACAGUUUAUUUAUAAUUAACAGAAUAUUACUUUUAUAAAAAUGAUCCAAUAAUAUCGAAAACACGUCAUUCAUUUGAUCCAGCUCCGACAGACGGCGUCUUAUGCGCUUUUAUUUUGAAGUCAACAUCACGACAACAACAGGCUGCAGGAUGAGAGAAGUUAGCAGACAGAGAGCGACGGACUUCACGUGACAGGAUUCACAACUUGGAUUCAUUUUUAUAAAAUGCUGUUCUGGUUCUUUUGAUGGGUGGAGCCUUACAGACGGAACGGACACAUUAACGAGGCUUCAAAGGUAACACGAGUCGGCACUUUUCAUCCCUUGUACCAUCAGGUUACACCUGUAAAUCUCUAAGAAUGAGACUUUGGGGCUCGAUGUUUCUGUUAAAUGAACUGAACGACUGAAUCGUGGAGAAUCUAACCGAUCUAACGAUGUGCAGCGUGUCCACACCGACACAUUGAUCACACGUUUAAACAUUAAAUAUGUGGAUUAACAGUUUGAGCAGCUCAGAAGCAGCUAAAGCGGCGACCCCGCAGGGUUUAAGAGCUUUUAAACAUCCAGAGAACUUCUAUAAAAACCAGACCAGGCUUUUAAUGGAGACCUGCGUUUAUUUGUCCAAAUGUGUUCCCACAGCAGGCGGCUGUUUGGGACUCGGCUAUUAAUUUUAGUUUUACGGUACUCAGAUCCUCUACUGCAGUAAAAGUACUAAUACCACUAUGUAAAAUACUCUGUUACAAGUAAAAGUCUGCGUAUAAUCAGGCCUCAAAGUAUCAAAGCAGGCAGAUGUUGUCUAUCAUACCUGCUCAUCAACGUGCAGCAGGAUGUUGAGCUGUUCAGUUUCAGACUGCAGCUGAUGAUUCUUUUCGUUCUGGAUCAAUCUGCUGAUUUAGUUUGUAAAGAUUCUGCCGUCACAGUUUCCCAAAGCCCAAAGAUGUUUUACAGGAAAAUAAAUGAAUCCAUAAAACUUCACAUUUUAUAAAACCGUGUUCUUUCUGCGCUCGUCAGCUCGUCUGAGUCUCCGCCUGCUUCAGUUUUGUCAUUAAUUAACUCCCAUAAAUCCACCUGAACUGAUGGUUUAUGUUGAACUUCUGACUGACUGAGACGUGGCUGUGUUUCCUGAACAGCGGCGCCCCCCGGUGUCGCAGCCCCCAUCAGCUCACUCAGAUUAAACAUCUCAAAGAGAAAGAAGUCACUGUACCAGCUGUGGAAAUGUUAACGUACUCCUCCACGUUUCAUCUCUGGAAACAUCAUAACAGCACUUCUCAGUUUGUUGUACGUCGUGUUUCUUCUGUCAUAGAUUAAUGAAGUGAAAUCUAACGAUAAGACUUAAAUUAAACUCUGCUUCACUUCUCAUGCCGCUGUUUGAUUAUCCACUGUAACUUUUUAAUUCAAUCAUCUCUCUUCAAAUUAAAAGUCUUCGGACAUAUUGCUGAUGUUUUCUGCAGAGAACUUUUUUAACGUUUUAAAAUAUUACAGAAAUUCAGUUUAUCAAAGCACAUAUUAAAAAAACAAGAACAUUAGAGGACUUUAUGUGUUUUAUUGUUUUACUUUAAUAUUUGUUAAUAAAAUGUAUGAAAAGUUAUUAACAGCUUCUUGUGGAUCUUUUCAUGCAGCGUUUUUUUACUCUGUCAAACACACACGUGAAUCCUUCUUCAAUCCUUUUUGCUGGAAUCAAACCAGACUCCAGCAGAUUUUCCUGUAAAUCUUUAUCGGUUUUUCUGGCAGUCAAACGUCAGCAGUCCCGAUGCUGAUGUUUGUUUUUGGUGUUUAACCCUUUUACAUUUUUGUCUUUCAUUUCGACUCGUCACCACUAGUUUUACACUUCUUUAUGGAAUUUAUCAGGAAAAAACAAACUCAUUUACAUGAAAUUCUACUUUUUCUUUUGAGUAAAAUAAGCAGAAAUGGUUGAUUUAUUCUGGAUGGUCACAGUUUUGCUCUUUGUUUGCUCUGUUCUCGGUGAAUAAAACUGCAUUGACCUGCA